AUGACAGUGUCAUGUCAGCUGCAAUACUGGAGACUCUAUCUACUGGCCGUGGCGCUGGGGGUCGGUGGCUCCUUCCAGUACGGGAUCCAAGUGUCGGCCAUUGCUGCUCCAGCAGAGCACGUUAAAGCUUUUGUCAACCACACGUGGCUGCUGAGGUACCAAACUCCCAUAGAAGACUCCACCAACCAGCUCAUCUGGUCCUUCAUCGUGGCUGUGUUGAGUUUGGGGGCGUGGCUCGGCGCCGUCCACAGCGGCAGUCUGCCCGUCAAAUAUGGCCGGAAAAAAGCGCUGCUGUUCAACAACGUGGUGGCCGUCGUGGCCGCCUUGCUCAUGCUCUUCAGUCGCAUGGCCAAGUCUUUUGAGAUGAUUUUGCUCGGCCGCUUUCUCUUCGGAUACAAUGUUGGUCUUGGCGUGAGCGUGCAUCUCAUGUACUUGGGUGAAAGCUCUCCAAAGGAACUGAGAGGCGUCAUGACCCUCACCAGCUCCAUGUUUAUCGCUUUCGGGAAGGUUAUGGGUCAAAUCAUCGGAAUCAAGGAGAUAAUGGGCGCUGAGGAAAUGUGGCCCUUCCUCUUGGCCAUCAGCGGUGUUCCCGCCAUUGUGCAGUUUGUGGUGCUUUCUUUCUUCCCUGAAUCUCCUCGGUACCUUUACAUCGACAAAGGAGACUCUGAAGGUGGCAAGAAAGCAUUGCAGUGGCUGUGGCAGGAAGACGACUUGAAGCUGGAGCUGGAAGACAUGGAGAAGGAGCGUGAGGGCGUCCGAGGCGAGCCGGCUAAGACGGUGAAGGACGUGCUGACUCAUCGCUGUGUCAGGUGGCAGCUGCUGACUCUGACCAUCCCCUGUGCUGGCGUCCAGUUCUGUGGCAUCAAUGCGCUUUAUUUCUACGCCUUUGACAUCUUCCGGGAGUCAGGAGUGCCAGAGGAGCAGAUGCAUUACUUGGCGAUUGGGCUAGGAGCAAUGGAGCUCAUCACUGUGACGCUGUGUUGCUUCAUAAUAGACCGUGCUGGCCGGAAAAAGCUGAUGGGCUAUGGCUAUUUAAUGAUGGGGGUCACCAUGGCUCUUCUUACUGCCAUGCUGUCCAUCAAGGAUAUGUAUUCAUGGAUCCCGUAUUUGAACAUCGCCUUGAUUUUUUGUGUCAUCUGCAUGUAUGGAUUUGGGCCCUCUGGAGUGACUAUGGCUCUUCCCUCUGACCUCUUCCUGCAAGCAUGGCGUCCCGCCGCUUUCGUCAUCAGCGGCACCGUCAACUGGCUCAGCUUGUUCCUCGUGGGCAUGUGUUUCAGCUACGUGGUGGAGGGACUGGGCCAAUACUGCUUCCUGAUCUUUGUGGUCUAUUGCCUCUUUAGUUCGGCCUUCCUCAUCUGCUUGGUGCCAGAGACCAAAGGCAAGACAAUGGUGGAAAUUAUGGAGGACUUCAACAAACUCAAUUACAAGAACAGAGACAUUGAACUGGCCACUAAGUUGUAACAUCCGACCAAGUAUUUAUUGACUUGUUUCUGGAAUCAUGUAUGUCGUUACAGUGGAUCCCCACAUAUUCAUGAGUCAGCAUUCCAAAUCUUUCAUAUGUGGGAAAACCCAUCCAUGCUUUUCCUCUCCGAAAAACACAUCUCACUCCAUUCUUGAACACAAUACUGCAAUCUAUAUGUGGACUUGGGGUGCAAGGGGAGGGGCUAGAAUACAUCAUCAACUAAUUUGCGUAAUUGGCCACGACUUCAGCCAGAGUGGAGAUUUUCAAAAACUCAGUGUGUGGGCUAGUAAAAGUGAGAUUUUUGGUUGGUGUCAUAAGAAAUGAGCGACACUAUCUCAUGUUUUUAAACCUUGUUUAACAACUGGACAUGAAGUUAU
Molecule: messenger RNA, 1839 nt
Organism: Dunckerocampus dactyliophorus (ringed pipefish)
Lineage: Eukaryota; Metazoa; Chordata; Actinopteri; Syngnathiformes; Syngnathidae
Product: solute carrier family 2, facilitated glucose transporter member 11-like
Exons: 12
Coding region: 1-1461 (486 amino acids)
Biological process (GO): monosaccharide transmembrane transport
Cellular component (GO): membrane
Molecular function (GO): hexose transmembrane transporter activity
Source: RefSeq, a predicted model, not a curated record